AUGGGAUCUAUUGAUCAUGCGCAGGCCUGGGAAGAGAGGGUAGCAAAGAAACGUCAAGACUGUGCGAAUAAGAUCCCAGAAGCAUGGAGAAUCCCAGAUAAUUUUCUGGCCAAUUUUCAAACUCCAUUGGUGGAUCAUAAGAACAACCUUAUCCAAAACGAGGCUAUUCGUAAAUCGGGUAUCCUGACCGAAAAUGAGUUGAAAAUCACUGAAAACUACAAUGUAUCUAAACUUCUCUCCGCACUUGCAUCGGGCACCUUAACUUCUUCGGAGGUGACCUUGGCUUAUUGCAAGCGCGCAGCCGUUGCCCAGCAGCUGGUAUCAUGCUUGACGGAGACAAUGUUCGAAGAGGCUAGGCAGCGAGCUCGAUACCUGGAUGAUCUACGAGCUCAGGGUCAACUGGCCGGGCCACUUCAUGGCUUGCCUGUCAGUAUUAAGGAUAAUUUCCAUUAUAAGGGAACGGAGGCAACCAUUGGGAUGGUUUCAUUUAUGGACCAGAUCUCACCAGAGAAUUCUCCACUGGUCGACAUCCUGAUCAAGCUAGGGGCGGUCAUUUACGUUAAAACAAAUGUGCCCCAGACGAUGAUGACUUGCGAUUCCCAUAACAAUGUUUUCGGUCGCACUCUAAACCCCUGGAACACUAACUUAGGUGCCGGUGGUUCGAGUGGAGGUGAGGGUGCUCUUAUUGCCCUUCGAGGGUCUCCGUUGGGAGUUGGAACUGAUAUCGGCGGUUCUGUUCGAAUUCCUGCUCUUUGCUGUGGCACAUAUGGGUUCAGACCAAGUGCUGCAAGGAUCCCAAAUGGAGGAAUGCGCGUGUGCAAUACCAGUGGGAUGAAAUUCAUUCUAUCAUGUGCAGGCCCCCUUUCACUAGACUUGGACGGCAUUGAAACAUUUUUCAAGUCCAUUUUUGGGACUCAGCCUGCUCUGUAUGACUCCACAAUCCUUGACAUUCCGUGGCGACAGGUAUCCACAAAGCCCACCCUCAGGAUCGGUAUUGUUCCGGAGAGUCCUACAUUCCCUCUGCACCCACCUGUCAGAAGGACUAUCCGUGAAGCAGCCCGUUUGCUUGAAGCGCAAGGCCACACCAUAAUCCCUCUUGAUGUAGAGGAAUGCCAAGUGACGCAGGCAAAUGAAAUCGCCUGGAAUAUCUUCGGCCUCGACAAAGCUGCCAUGGGCCAUAUUCAAUCAGCUGGCGAGCCCCCGAUUCCCUCACUCGUUAAUAUUGGCAACCAAAUUGAGAAGUUACGAGCGUCUCAUCAGACUUCACUACCAGAUAUGAGCCAGCUCGAUCGGCUGGGUAGGCUAGCUUUACUAAACACUCGUCGGGCGGAACUGCGGGAAGUAUAUCGAAGAAUGUGGCUUCGUCACGACUUGGAUAUCUGUAUUGCGCCCCCAGCGCAAAGUACAGCAGUUCAGCAUGACACUUUCAGCGUGGCACCCUACACAACCUUUUUGAACUGUCUUGACUACCCGUCUGCAGUGAUCCCAUUUGGACAAGUUGGCGGAUCCGAUGCCCACGAGAUCUUUGAACUAAAGGAGAAACAAGUUGCACCACCAUAUGACUUUAAGCAGCUUGAAGGUGCACCGUGUUCUUUACAACUGUUCACCACAACUUUGCGUGAUGAAGAAUGCUUGCAAAUGACCAAGCAAAUUGAUCACUGUCUCAAACAUGCCAGUUGA
Molecule: messenger RNA, 1680 nt
Organism: Penicillium macrosclerotiorum
Lineage: Eukaryota; Fungi; Ascomycota; Eurotiomycetes; Eurotiales; Aspergillaceae
Product: putative general amidase
Exons: 6
Coding region: 1-1680 (559 amino acids)
Source: RefSeq, a predicted model, not a curated record